Molecule: messenger RNA, 2194 nt
Organism: Drosophila obscura
Lineage: Eukaryota; Metazoa; Arthropoda; Insecta; Diptera; Drosophilidae
Source: RefSeq, a predicted model, not a curated record
CUUUCCUACAAGUCCUUCAUCCUUCCUGCGAACACGCUGCCCACAAAAUGGCGAAUAAAAAGAUGUUCAAUAGGACGACAUCCAUCAGUCCGGGACAGUUGCAUUAUUAUCACACGGAUUUCUAUUACUCAAUGGCCGAUUUGAACAAGACCCGCAAAAUGCACGGGGUGAAGCGGGUUCUGAUCUUCUGCCUGCUGAUUGUGAUACUGCCGGCCACGCUGAUAAUUAUGCCUUUGCAUCUGCGCAAAACGGUGUUCGCCGAUGUCGUCUAUCCCAUGGCCGAGUCGGAUAUCAUCGAGAUCCGUGCGGGAAUAUCGUCGAUCUUCUGCUCGAAGCACACCCUCAAGAUGACCUCGAAUUUCAAUGCUUUUCAGCUGCGCAACAAGCCGGAGAUAUCCACAAAUCGCAAACACAUUCGGCUAAAGAAAUCAAUGACCCUGCCCGACGAUACCCUUGAGUACUGGGGCUUCUUUCUGCUCAAAGGCGCCAAUGUGAGAGUGAAAUUCUGCUCGCGCUUCGAUGGAUCACGGAUACUGAUUGUCAAGGGCCAGCGGCAGCUGAAUCUGUGCGGCUUGACGGAUCACAACCAGAAAAAAUUGGGUGCCAACUAUGCCAAGGGCCACGAACAGGUCAAGGUCUUCUUUGAGGACAAAUGGGAGAUGGAAGGCCCAUCCCCGCCAGCAACAGAGGGCGGUGUGCAGGAGCACGAGAACCACGGCGGCGAGGACUUGAGCGAAGACCCAUCACCGCAGCAGUCAUUGGAUCUGCCACCUGGCUUGACCCUCGCCGGAUCCACUGCCACCUCCACCUCUACUAAACCCAUAAGGAAGAAGCUCAAGAAGGGAACACCCCAUCUGCCACAGAUGCCCGUCACGCACCACCAUCAUGGACACAGUUCGAGUGCUAUGCCCCAUCAAGCCGAACACAGUUCGAGUGCCACACCCCUGCAUAGUGCCGAGGCAGACCACAGCUUAGGUGGCAAAGUGGUUGCCCCGACGCAAGGAGCGGCGCAACAGAAGAGGCAGCGAAAGCGAGAGCUUUACGAGCGGCUGUACAACCGCACGAAGCGAGAGAGUGUGUACGACAGGAAGUACAGUCACGGCGGAAAUGCGGUCAAUUUCACAGAGACAGACGAGUCCAACUCGGUGUCCAGUUUCGAGAAUGGUCUGUUCCUGUGCUUCAACGGUGCCAUACUCCUGAGCAAUUACUUCAGGCCGAAUGAGAGCUGCACGAGUCCGCACUUCAUGGAGAGUGCUGUGAACAACAAUCGUUCGUUCGGCUAUGCGGUGCAGGAUGUUGUCGACGAUGGAUACUACUAUUAUAUAUUCUAUAGCGACAACGACGAGGUGCGAAACGAUAUACACGUCAUAUUCGAUAUAUAUAAGCCGACGUUCCAGUACUCGAACCUGAGUGAGUCGCAGAGUUGCCUGAACACCACGGAAUGCAACUUCAACAUCAGUUUUCUGUCCGACGAGAUUGUUGUCGUGGAGGUGCCCACACGGGAUGGCAUCGAGCAUGAGGAGGAUGACAUUUCCUAUCUGGUGUCCACGUGCCAUCCACGCAGCGAGAUCUAUGCCAUAUUCCCCAUCACGGUGAUGGUUCUCAUUCUCUGCUGCUCAUUCCUGUAGGCGACCGACCGACCGACCGAUCGGCCGACACCUUGUGACUCGGGUCCCACUUGUGAUAUUUAUAUAUUGAGGUAAACUGAGUGAUAUACGAAGAUGUGAGUAUGUGAGUAAAUGUAUUUGCCGGCCCCAAACUAGAGCUUUUCACAUAGCCAUAGAAUCCAAAAUCGAUUUACGGAAUGAAACAGUCUGAACACACACAAUACAUAAAUGUAUAUGUAACUAAACAAAUCACUGAAUACGAUCUAUCGACGUUUUUUAAGACAACAUUUAGUCAAAGACACAAGCAUUUAGGAGUGUAACAAAAUAUUUACUAUAAAUGGUAUAGCAUAUAAUGAAUAAAUUGUACAUACAUACAUAUAUAAGAUUAGAAUUUUAAGCUAUCAAUAGCACACUUAAAUAAGUACUUAUCAUUAGUUCUCAUCUUCACAAUCUUUAUUUGGAUGUUUCUAUCGAAAGUUGCAUCGAAAGUUGAGGAUUUUGUACUUAAUCGAACUAAAAUAUAUUUUGUAUAAUUUUCAUCACAUUUUAGGACUACAUUUAAUCAAUUUUCCCUUUUUUAGUUUCAC